GACAGAAGCGAAACUGAGAGGAGCCACCACAACAAAACUUCUCCAACAAUCAAGCAAGUGGAGCUACAGACUGGCUUCUCUCCUUGUUUUUUUUUUCUCCCCCCUCCACGCAUGGCUGCCUAGUUCCAGCAGAGAGAACUUGUGCUGUAUAAAGUUGUGGGUGCGGAAGGAGACGGGGGUCCCCGCUUUGGAAAGAUGGACCAGUUAAUAAGGAGCAGGUCGAGCUGGAGAAUACCGCUGUUUCUUUUUAUCCUGCUUCACGUCUCGACGGCACAAGCUGCUGAUCCCAUUGAUGUUCUGCGAGUACUGGAGCUGUCAGAGAACAUGGAGGGGGUGUCCUUGGAGGCUGGUCUCUGCACGAGCAGGAGGGGCAUGGAGGAGACAGACCUGGCCUACAAGAUCAAAAAGAUCCAGCUCAGCGCUCCCACCAAGCAACUCUUCCCUGAUUCCAAAUUUCCAGAGAAUUUCUCCCUCAUGACUACCAUGCGAGCAAAAAAGGGCUCCCAGUUCUUCCUGCUGUCAGUCUAUGAUGACCAGGGGAUGCAGCAGCUGGGACUUGAAGUGGGUCGGUCACCUGUUUUCCUGUAUGAGGACCAGCACGGGCAGCCCACACCAGAAAUGUACCCUAUUUUCAAGAAGAUCAACAUGGCCGAUGGAAAAUGGCACCGCAUAGCCUACAGUGUCCUGAAGAAGACCGUGACCCUUUACUUGGAUUGUCAGAGGGUAGAGACCCUGGAUCUGCUGCGAGGGGACGAUGCUGUAGUCAGCACAGAUGGAGUCACCGUGUUCGGGACACGGCUGCUGGAUGAAGAUAUAUUCGAGGGAGACAUCCAGCAACUUCUGAUUGUGGAAGACCCCCAGGCUGCUGCCAGCUACUGUGAAAACUACAUACCAGACUGUGACUUUGCUUUGCCCUACAACAGCCAAGCUCCGGAGCCGCAGAAGAACUCCCAACUUGAUGUCUUGAUGCAAAGUGACCAACCAGCUGAACCAGUGGAGGGCUCCAAAAAGGACAGGAAAGGCAAAAAGAACAAAAAGAAGAGAGAUAAGGGCUCUAAAGGCAAACGCAAAGGCAAGGGCAAGAGGGGAUCGAGGAAGAGAAAACAUGAAGAGCAAGGCGUUGAGGACAGCUUUCUCAGAGCGUCCACAACACUUGCUGGGUAUCAAUCGCAAGAACCUUUCCAACCCACGGAUCUGCCAGAAAUGAAGAACGCCCUAGAAACUGUCAUUCCCACUGCGGUCUUCGACAGCACCCUCAUGGAGAUGCCCACACGUGAACCUGACUUCACAACCGAGGCCCCCACCGUGCUACAUACGACACUGCCUGUGUCAAAGGUUACGGAGGAGGGUGAGGCGCCAGUGAAGAAGCCGGUGGUAGAGGAGUAUGGAGAUGACCUUUAUAGAGACCUAUAUGAUGAUUUAUCAGUUUCCACAGUAACGACGGGCCCGAAUGUUACUGAAUAUGAGUUUCUUGAAUAUGAAGAUCUCAAGAAUGACACAGAGUCAGAGUAUGAAGAGUAUGAAACGUACGAGGAUUUUGAGUUUGCGGAGCGGGAACAAGCCGAGACGUGGGAUGUAGAGGCUACCCUCAGAGCAGAGAAAGGCCAGAAGGGAGAGCCAGCUAUUAUUGAACCGGGCACAUUAGUGGAAGGCCCCCCAGGCCCACCAGGGCCAGAGGGACUUGCUGGCCCAGCUGGACCAACAGGAACUCCAGGACCCAGGGGAGAUCCCGGUGAAUUGGGUCCCCCCGGACGUCCUGGUCUUCCUGGGGCUGAUGGGAUUCCAGGUCCUCCAGGAACACUGCUGAUGCUACCAUUCCAGUAUGGAGGUGAUUCCCAGAAGGGACCAGUGGUGUCUCCCCAGCAGGCCCAAGCACAGGCCAUCCUGCAGCAGGCCCAGCUGUCACUCAAGGGGCCUCCAGGUCCGAUGGGGCUGACAGGGCGACCAGGCCCACUGGGUGUUUCAGGUCCCUCGGGGCUCAAAGGAGACCAAGGAGACAGCGGCCCUCCUGGAACACGCGGGUUGCCAGGUCCUGCUGGGAUUAACGGAAAGGCAGGCAAGAGGGGGCGUGCAGGAGUGGACGGAGGUCGUGGAGCUCCAGGUGAAACAGGCUCUAAGGGUGACAGGGGCUUUGACGGCCUGCCAGGUCUCCCAGGAAACAAGGGACACAGAGGAGACAGAGGAAAGCCUGGUCCUCAUGGGCCUGUCGGAGAGCCAGGAGAGAAGGGAUCUGAUGGACCUGUGGGGCCGAGAGGACAACCAGGCGAACCUGGUUCUCGAGGUCUUGUUGGGCCAAGGGGGCCACCUGGCCCACCUGGCCAACCGGGAAUUCGUGGAAUUGAUGGAGUACAAGGGUCAAAAGGCAACCUGGGUCCUGCUGGAGAAAUAGGGCCCCCCGGUCAACAGGGCAAUCCAGGAGCGCAGGGCUUGCCUGGUGCUCAGGGUCCCAUCGGACUGCCAGGAGAGAAGGGUCCCCAGGGGAAACAAGGUAUGCAGGGACUGCCAGGUGUUGAUGGGCCUCCCGGUCACCCAGGAAGAGAGGGCUCCCCAGGAGAAAAAGGCGUCCAAGGUUUAUCAGGUGCUAUGGGGCCUGUUGGAUACCCAGGGAUGCGUGGAGUCAAGGGAGCAGAUGGAGUUAGAGGUCUGAAGGGGAGCAAAGGAGAAAAGGGAGAAGAUGGCUUCCCUGGGUUCAAGGGUGACAUGGGCAUCAAGGGAGACCGGGGUGAUAACGGAGCUCCCGGUUCUCGUGGAGAGGAUGGACCAGAGGGGCUGAAGGGUCAAGCAGGGCCCUUGGGGGAUGCAGGAGGUCCGGGGAUAGCUGGCGAGAAGGGUAAACUUGGUGUGCCUGGUUUGCCAGGAUACCCAGGAAGACAAGGUCCUAAGGGAUCACUUGGUUUCCCUGGUGGGGCCGGGGUCCCAGGAGAGAAAGGACGAAGGGGUCCAGCCGGUCAGUCAGGCCCUGGGGGUCAAAGAGGUCCCAAUGGAGUCCGAGGGGGACGAGGUGCAAAGGGGCCCACUGGAAAGCCUGGAGAAAAGGGUACUGCUGGACAAGAUGGUCCUCCAGGAUCCCCUGGAGAACAGGGUCCCCUAGGACCACAGGGGAGAAAUGGUGAACCAGGACCUAAAGGGCCUAAUGGUCCACCUGGAAAGGAUGGAUUGCCAGGCCAUCCAGGUCAGAGAGGAGAACCAGGCUUCCAAGGAAAGAACGGCCUCCCCGGCCCCCCAGGUGUUGUUGGACCACAGGGCAAAUCUGGUGAGACAGGGCCAACUGGAGAUCGAGGCCAUCCAGGUUCACCAGGACCACCAGGUGAGCAUGGUUUACCAGGAACUGCCGGAAAGGAGGGUGCCAAGGGAGACCCAGGUCCACAAGGAUCUCCAGGGAAGAGUGGCCCCGCUGGGCUUCAAGGCUUCAGAGGAAGCAGAGGAACCCCUGGUGCAAUGGGUCCUGCAGGUCUGAAGGGAGGGGAGGGCCUACCUGGUGUUGCAGGAUCUAUUGGUGCCACUGGAGAGAGGGGCCCUGCUGGGCCGGCUGGCGCUAUUGGCCAGCCAGGACGGCCCGGCGGCGUGGGUCCUGCUGGGCCGAUGGGAGAGAAAGGCGAGCCAGGAGAUAAGGGGCCUGUGGGGCCGGCUGGGCAUGAUGGAGAACUGGGACCUAUCGGGCUGCCAGGCACUGCAGGACCUUCUGGACCUCCAGGGGAGGACGGAGACAAGGGAGAGACAGGAGGACCAGGCCAGAAGGGCAGCAAAGGAGACAAAGGAGAAGCUGGCCCUCCAGGACCUGCUGGAAUUCAAGGACCUGUGGGCCAGCCAGGGCUAACUGGUGCAGAUGGUGAGCCAGGUCCUCGUGGGCAGCAGGGCAUGAACGGAGCAAAAGGAGAUGAAGGACCUCGAGGCUUUAAGGGGGCAUCUGGUCCUUCUGGACUACAGGGAAUGCCAGGACCACCGGGGGAGAAAGGAGAGAGCGGUCAUGUUGGCUCAAUGGGACCUCCAGGACAACAUGGCCCACGAGGGCCUCAAGGGCCCAUCGGUGGAGAGGGCCCACCUGGAAUGCCUGGUGGAGUUGGUCAGCCUGGACUUGUUGGAGAGAAGGGUGAGGAUGGAGAAGCUGGAGACCCUGGGUCAGUUGGAGAGCCUGGCGCUGCUGGUGGUAAAGGCGAUGUGGGGGAGAAGGGUGAUUCUGGUCCUCCUGGUGCAGCUGGGCCUCCAGGACCAAGAGGAACACCAGGAGAAGAUGGACCCAAAGGCAACCUUGGUCCUAUAGGAUUUCCUGGAGAUUCAGGGCCCCCUGGAGAACCUGGUGUCAAUGGAGUAGAUGGUGUAUCAGGGCCUAAAGGAGACAAUGGGGAACACGGCAAAGCAGGACCUCCUGGAGCCUCUGGAGAGCCCGGUCCUGCAGGACCUCCUGGACGAAGGGGCCAUAUAGGUGCUGCAGGAAAAGAAGGGAAGCAAGGUAUGAAGGGAUCCAAGGGGGCAACAGGAACCCUGGGUCCAGUGGGGAAGACAGGCCCAGUGGGACCCCAAGGGCAGCCAGGGAGGUCUGGUCCAGAAGGGCUUCGAGGCAUUCCAGGUCCUGCGGGUGAACAAGGACUAAAUGGACCUCCAGGACAGACUGGACCACCAGGACCAAUUGGGCCACCAGGACUUCCAGGAUUAAAAGGAGACCCUGGAACCAAGGGAGAUAAAGGUCAUGGUGGAUUGAUUGGACUAAUUGGACCCCCAGGAGAGCCUGGUGAGAAAGGAGACAGAGGCCUGCCAGGAAACCAGGGUACACAAGGACCUAAAGGAGAUCAGGGUGUGUCGGGUUCAUCUGGUCCCACCGGCCCACCAGGAUCACCUGGACUCUCGGGUGCAGCUGGUGAGAAAGGAUCGAAGGGAGACACGGGUGUCGUCGGUCCCAGAGGAGAUCCGGGCCGUGCUGGCCCCCCAGGACCUCCAGGACUCCCUGCAACAAUGGUUGAGCCCCUGCCUAUCAGAGAGGGCAGACGGAAGAGACGAAGGCACUCAGAUCAGGCAGGUGGAGCAGUCCCAUCCAGGGAGGAGGAUGGAGGUCUAGACAUGGAGGAGCACCUCCAGGGAGAUCAGCCUCUGGAGGAUGCUGAAGGAAUGGAGGAAGUCUUUGCCACCCUUUCUUCUAUGAAAAAUGAUGUGGAGCUUAUGAGAAAGCCUCUUGGGACUUUUGAGAGUCCUGCCCGGACCUGCAAAGAGCUCAUGAUGGUUCAACCGGACUACAAAGAUGGAGACUACUGGAUAGAUCCUAACCAGGGCUGUCACAGAGACUCCAUCAAGGUCUACUGUAACUUCACAGCUGAUGGAGAGACCUGUCUCUACCCUGACAAAAGGAUUGAGAUGGUGAAACUAGCAGCGUGGAACAAAGAGAAGCCAGGAAGCUGGUACAGCCGAUACAGGAAAGGCAAGCAGUUCUCGUACAAUGACAGGGAUGGGAACCCUGUCCAUGUAGUUCAGCUGACCUUUCUGAAACUACUAAGUGCCACAGCCAAGCAGAGCUUCACCUACACCUGCCAGAACUCAGCAGGCUGGUUUGACAGCACCUCCCGUUCCUACCAGCAUGCCCUCCGCUUCCGUGGAAGCAAUGACGAGGAGCUGACACAAGCCAAAAGCCCCUUCAUCAGUGCAGUGCAUGAUGGAUGUCAGCUCCGCAAAGGUCAGGAAAAGACUGUUUUAGAGAUUGACUCCCCCUCAGCAGAGCUGCUCCCUAUUAUAGAUGUGGCUCCAGCAGACUUUGGCAGCAGCAACCAGAAGUUUGGAUUCCAAGUUGGACACGUAUGCUUCAAUGGUUAAGCAUCUUUUUCAGCAACAAACGGAUAACAAGACCUGUGCAGCAAGUUUGUUGAGAAAGAAACAGGACAUUAACCGCUGCCCCAAACAAUAUUUAUUAUAUUAUGUUCCUGUAUGUGGUGGGUUUGUGGUAGAUUAUUUAAGACUCUGCAACAGCCAGUGAAAUAGUGUCUGUGGCUUUCCAACAGUAAGAAGAACGGCCAGAAAGAGGAUAUGCAACCAUGGGAACGAAGCACAUUUACCAAAGGGAAUUAUUCCAGUUAGAUAUAUUGAAUUUUAAGUGUUUUUUUGUUUUUUUAAUUUUUUUUUUUUUCAUCUCACUGUUUGAGAGUCCUGUAAUGAAUCCUCUUGAAAUACAAGGACUAUGCCACUUGACGAUGACCACUUUUAAAGAAGACAGAUCUGUCCGUUCAUGGAGAAGAGCCGUCUUUCUGUGGUAUGGGUCAGCUGAGUGGGACUUUGCAAACCAUGGAUGAACUAGUUGCUACCUAAUGUUUUCAAAUGACUGAGACUGAAUAAAUCAGAGACGUCAUCAUACUCAUUUGCAUGCUUGGAUUUCACUAUAAUGACAAUUGCAUAGCAGUUGUGAACUAGCCUAGCAUAUUAAUUCCACACAAGCACUAUAAUUAAUUUCCUGUGUGCAGGAAUGAUAAAUUGUCCUUUUUACCCUUCAACUGCAGUUUGCUCAGUGAAUUACCUUGAUUUGUAUUCUUUACGUGUAGCUAGGUAUUGAACCCAACACUUACUUGAACAAAUAAGGUUGUUUCCUUUAUUGGACUGCUUCUCUCCAUGGGCUUGAUAAUAAGCUUUUUGAGCCCUCCGUGUUCCCACAGCCUACAGUACUGUAUAAGUCGGAAUAACAUCUAUUUCACUGUGGUAUAUGUACUUGCUAUGACAUACCUAGGUUGGGGAUGUUUCAAGGCAGGAAUUAAAAACAUGCUGAUUAAAGUGUUCUCUAGUCUAAACUGCAGUCCUUUAUACCAAGAGAUAUUUCACACAUCUCUUGAAAGCAUUUUGUAAUUGCUGACAUAACCUGUUUUUUAUUUUCUACCCUACUCAGAGUGUUUUUUUUUUCUCUUUUUUGUUCAUAUGUUGAAAAUUGAACAGAGCGCAUUGCUGUUCAUUUGGCAUGAUUUUACUCUUCAGUGGUGCUAAAGAUGAUUCUGUUAUAUUUGUGUCACUAUGUUUGUGUGUCUCCGUGGGCAGGAUUGUAGGACUAGAGAGUGAGAGGGUUAUUGCUCUUUCAGCAGCACAAAACACCCUCGGAGGCUGGGGACUCGUCCACUGUUUUUUUUUUUGCACAUCUUCCGGCUGAUUGUGCCAAUUUCACAGGGCCAGUGCAAGGAGGUGAGGAACAGUUCAGAGCAAUGUGGUUGAUCACUUUAAAGGGAAAAAUCACUCUUACGCCAAAAUUUGCAUUCUGCCGUUCCAGCAAUAUUGGAAAGUUUGGCACAGAUUAUAGCAUCACAAUAGGAGUUAAUAAUGUUGUCAAGUUAUGAGAAGUUGCUCCAUUAUACAUUUUCUCAGAGAUUUUUUUUUCUUCAAUCCGAUUUGCCACAACCCUGUCAUAUUACCAUGGGUGCUAUUACAGUGUUGCAAGUGUAAUUCCAUUAUUCACAGUCUGUGGAGCAGCUCCAGGAUUUGUUUUUAGACAAUGUCACCCCUACAGUUUGUCUCUGCAGUCUUUUUUUGAAUUACUGAAUGGAUCUGUGAAAUACUACAGAAAUGACGCCUAUGUUAAUUCUUUUUUUUUUUUUUUGCUUGAUUUACUCUUCAGCAAAUCCUCUACCUCCUCUAGCUUGACUAGUAGCUUGUCUAUCCAGCAUAGGUCGUUUUGCAAUUUAUCCUCGCUGUUCUGUUUGUUUCACCGCAUUUAACAGUGCAACUAUGAAUCCCUCUCCUCCUGUCCGAUCGUGCACUGCCCGUCCUGUGUAUAGUGUUUGUUGUACUAAUUUUAUAUACUGUACAGUUAUUCUGAGGACUUUGAAAGCAAUAACCUGUUGCCUGAAUGAAAAACAAUUGUAUUUGUCAACAAAUGAUGUGCAAAUAAAAACAAACAAGAAAUUA
Messenger RNA from Stegastes partitus (bicolor damselfish), 7863 nucleotides. It is a transcript of the gene col5a3a, whose product is annotated as collagen, type V, alpha 3a. The record is from RefSeq and is a predicted model, not a curated record. Gene Ontology annotation, molecular function: extracellular matrix structural constituent. The transcript has 67 exons. Gene Ontology annotation, cellular component: extracellular matrix. NCBI's taxonomy places the organism in Eukaryota, Metazoa, Chordata, Actinopteri, Pomacentridae. Bases 196 to 5799 code for a protein of 1867 amino acids.